GGGUGAGGAGCUGAAAAUCUGGUUUAAGCAAGAUUAUUAUAGUAUAUAAUAUAGUAAUCCAAGAAAGGAGAGUAAAGAUAGAAGAAACCAUUCAUCCAUCCACCGCCCAUACCCACGCAGUCUUUACCUUAACAGACCAGACCCCAUCAUCUUCCUCUCAUCUCUAUCCAUUCCUCCUUCCUCUAAAUCCAAACCCUAAUUCCAUCAAUUACCUAAAUCCUUAAACCCUAGCUAGGCAAAACCCAAAACUUACCUAUUUCAUUUCUAUGAUCUGUUGUGUUUCACUUGCUUGGACUAAAUCAAAGUUUGUUUAAUUAAAUUUGGGUGGAGAAAAUGGAUCCGGGGAACUCUCUGCCACCUCCUUUUCACACCAGAGAUUUCAAUCUCCAACAGCACCACCACCAACAACAGCAGUUUCUCCACCACCAACAGCCGCAGCAGCAAAACUCCGAAGACGAACAAAGCGGCUCGAGUGGUUUGAAGCGUGAGCGUGAUGACAAGAACAACGAUGACCUAAAUACCGGCGGAACUAGCGAAGGAAAAGAAGGCGAGAACUCGAGGCGGCCGAGAGGCCGCCCCGCCGGCUCAAAAAACAAGCCGAAGCCGCCCAUCAUCAUCACGCGCGACAGCGCCAACGCGCUGCGAACCCACGUGAUGGAAAUCGCUGACGGAUGUGACUUGAUGGAGAGUGUAGCGACAUUCGCGCGCAGACGCCAACGUGGCGUCUGCAUCUUGAGCGGGAACGGAACUGUCACGAACGUCACGCUUCGUCAGCCCACGUCCCCCGGCGCCGUGAUCACAUUACACGGCCGGUUCGAGAUACUCUCUCUCGCCGGUUCAUUCCUCCCGCCGCCAGCUCCGCCAGCAGCCACCGGGCUCACUAUAUACCUAGCCGGGGGUCAGGGUCAAGUAGUGGGCGGAAGCGUGGUGGGGGCGCUUCUGGCAUCGGGUCCGGUUGUGGUGAUGGCGGCUUCUUUUAGUAAUGCGGCGUACGAGAGGCUGCCGCUGGAGGAGGAGGAGGAGGUGGCGCUGCCUUUACAAGGCGGAGGAGGUGGUGGUGGUGGUGGGAGUAGUUCACUUGGAUCUCCGGGAGGGCAAAAUGUGCAACAUAGUCAGCAGCACUUGCUGCCUGAUCCCUCGCUGUUUCAUAACAUGCCGCCGAAUCUUCUCAACUCUAUACAGUUACCGCCUGAUCCAGCGUUUUGGGCUACCGGUAGGCCUCCGUAUUAAGCUCCGUAUUGCAUUGUUGAUGAUGAUUAAUUUAAACACUUUUUUAAUUCGAUAAAAUUUAUAAUAUUUGAAUGUUGUUUAACUAAUUGUUGAUUAGGGAGCUGAGUGUAUUAUUCAAGAAUUUGGAUUGGGGUUGUUUGCGCAUUCGAAUUUGCAUUUUUUACUUUAGAUUGUUUUUGUAGUCUUGAUGAUCAUAUGAAACGAAAUUGCUGCAUGUACUUGACAAUGUUGGACAUGAAGAACAAACUAUUUCAA
Daucus carota subsp. sativus is the source of this 1485-nucleotide messenger RNA. Its product is annotated as AT-hook motif nuclear-localized protein 26. Gene Ontology annotation, molecular function: DNA-binding transcription factor activity; minor groove of adenine-thymine-rich DNA binding. Bases 334 to 1230 code for a protein of 298 amino acids. The transcript has a single exon. Gene Ontology annotation, biological process: vegetative to reproductive phase transition of meristem. Gene Ontology annotation, cellular component: nucleus. The record is from RefSeq and is a predicted model, not a curated record. NCBI's taxonomy places the organism in Eukaryota, Viridiplantae, Streptophyta, Magnoliopsida, Apiales, Apiaceae.